Messenger RNA from Dipodomys spectabilis (banner-tailed kangaroo rat), 2419 nucleotides. It is a transcript of the gene Cdca7l, whose product is annotated as cell division cycle associated 7 like. Gene Ontology annotation, biological process: regulation of DNA-templated transcription. The coding region runs from base 60 to 1412 and encodes 450 amino acids. Lineage: Eukaryota; Metazoa; Chordata; Mammalia; Rodentia; Heteromyidae. The transcript is spliced from 10 exons. Gene Ontology annotation, cellular component: nucleus. The record is from RefSeq and is a predicted model, not a curated record.
GCGGCGAGCCAGGCAACCGUGGCCGCGUGCUAGGAGGAGGCUGGAGCCCCUUUAGGAAGAUGGAGUUGGCGACUCGCUCCCAGAUCCCUAAAGAAGUGGCUGACAUCUUCAACGCCCCCAGUGACGAUGAAGACUUUGUGGGUUUCCGAGAUGAUGUUCCCAUGGAAACACUGUCAUCAGAGGAGAGCUGUGAUAGUUUCAACUCUCUGGAUUUGAGGAAACAGCAGGAUGUGCGAAGUUUCCAUUCCAAAUAUUUCACAGAAGAACUGAGGAGGAUUUUUUUUGAGGACACGGACUCUGACACUGAGGACUUCGAAGGCUUUACACAGAGUGAGCUGAGCACCAGCAGUACCUCAGAAGCCACGCUCAUGGCAUCAGAUUUGAGUGAGGAGGAGAAAGCAUCUCAGGCUAGAGAGGAAGAGGAUGAAGCCAUCCCUACAAGAAGAAGGUCUCAAAGAAGCAGCCUUGGUCUUCGAGUGGCCUUCCAGUUUCCCACCAAGAAGUUGGCAAAAAAGUCAGACAAAAAUGGCUCUUCGGAACUAUCGUUUCCAAGCUCACACUUACAGGACAGUAAAAAUAUCCUUGGAAGAAACAGAAACUGUAGAGCGGCACAGGAAAGGGAUGAUUCCGCCUCGGAGUCGGAGGAUGACUUGAGGGAUGAGAGCCAGGAGAGCUCAGAUGCCCUGCAGAAGAGGACCAUGAACAUCAAGGAAAACAAGGCCAUGCUUGCUCAGUUAUUGGCAGAAUUGAACUCAAUGCCAGACUUGUUUCCAGUACGAACCCCAGCCUCAGCUUCUAAGAAGAAAACAACACGGCGGGCCUUCUCAGAAGGACAGAUCACACGGCGUAUGAACCCAACCCGGAGUGCACGACCCCCAGAGAAGUUUGCGCUAGAAAACUUCACCCUCUCCACCACCAAAUUUGCAGAAGAGUUCUAUACUCUGAGAAGAAGGAAGACAAUCAGUGGGGGAAAAUGCCAGAAGUACAGACAGCGCCGUCGCCUGUCUUCUUAUCGUCCAGUGGAGGAUAUUACUGACGAGGACUUGGAAAACGUUGCCAUAACCGUUCGGGAUAAAAUCUAUGAUAAAGUUCUGGGUAACACUUGCCAUCAGUGCCGGCAGAAGACCAUUGACACUAAGACGGUGUGUCGGAACCAGGACUGCUGUGGUGUGCGAGGACAGUUCUGUGGGCCAUGCCUGCGCAACCGCUACGGGGAGGACGUGCGAGAGGCCCUGCUAGACCCGGAUUGGAUGUGCCCUCCCUGCCGGGGGAUCUGCAACUGUAGUUACUGCCGGAGGCGCGACGGCCGCUGUGCCACAGGGAUCCUCAUUCAUCUGGCUAAGUUCUAUGGUUAUAAUAAUGUUAAAGAAUAUCUGGAAAGCUUACAAAAGCAGCUGGUAGAAGACAAUUGAGAGGAAAAAAGAAUCAGUCAACUCACCAGAGUACUCCAAGAAUGCCUAUCGUUGAUGCCUAAGAUUCCUUACACUUGUGUUUUUAUACAGAAGGUUAUUUUGGAGAUUUUUACUGUUCCUAAAUACUAUCUUUAAAAAAAAUGUUUAUAUGCUUAAAAAGAUUUCUCAGGAAAAUAGAAGAGGAAUCUGUAUAUACAUGCUGUACAGACCUGCGUUGGCCAUAUCUGUCAGUGACUCAAAAGCACAAUUUAAAUGGGGUGGAGUUAAAAGUCCAGGUAAGUUUACAGAGGAAAUCUGCAUAAACAGUUUUUACCUUUGGCACUGUGUAAUUCUCUCAUUCCCCCAGCCAUUUUAACAGGCUUCAUUACUUUUGGUUUGCCUUAUUCUGAAUGACUGAGCUCAAACUACGGUUUAUCUUGCUGUGAGCCAUUGGAAAUUUAUCCUGAAUGUUCCCCUAAAUUACAAAGUGCAAUUAACCACAGAAUGUGAGAGUUACUGUUAGAACUUACCAGAAGUGGACUGUCAAGGUACAGACACUGGAGGGCUCAGAGUGCCUGCUGCUUUUAAAAGAUUUUAAGGGUUAAUUUAAAAAGAUGCAUAGCAUAUACGAACUAGUUCCCUUCCCCCACUCCCACAGUUGUAUUGCUCUUGAGGUUAUGAGUAUGUUCAGUGGAACCUUGGUGAAAAUGUAAGACACUGUACUACUUUAAGUCAUGGCAUGUCAGAGAGUUAUUAGGGAAAGCUAAGAAUGAGCACAAAUAGGGCCAGGUUUCUAAGAGUUUUCUCUAUAUUUGCUACUCUUUCAACUUCUUAAGGAUGAUGUCACAGAAACAAAAAGAAUGCACAUGUAAAUUGCUAAAAAAAAAAGUUCCAUAAGCUGGAAUGUUUUAUACCUUUCAGUAGAAUAGAAUCAGGUGCAUGGGAGCAGUGAGGCCCACAAUGCCCCAUCCUUACUGUACCCAGCAGAGGCAGGAGGAACGCAAGUCCCAGCAACCAAAGCCAUCUCA